AUGGCUGAUGUCAAUGAGCAAAAGGGUUUCGAGUUUGUUGCUCAAGCUCAAAAGAGAGAGAAGUCUUCGCAAGGAUUUUUUGGCAGCAUUUUCGGAGGAGGAGCUACUUCAAAAUUGGAAGAUGCCUGUGACUUAUAUCAACGCGCUGGCAAUUCAUUCAAAAUGGCCAAGAAAUGGAGCGAGGCCGCUGGAGCAUUUUGCGAAGCUGCACGGCUCAAAAUCCAUCUUCAAAGUCGGCAUGAGGCUGCAUCCUUCUUCGUAGAUGCUGCAACAUGUUUUAAGAAAUCUGAACCUGAAAAGGCUAUCGAAUCUCUUAAUAAAGCCGUCGAAAUCUUUACGGACAUGGGAAGAUUCAGUAUCGCUGCAAAGCAUCACAUAUCAAUUGCUGAGAUUUACGAAAAUGAACUAACGGAAGUAGACAAGGCAAUGGCAAAUUAUGAAAAAGCAGCAGAUUAUUACAGAGGAGAAGAUUCAACCAGUUCAGCAAACAAGUGCCUACUUCGCGUAGCUAUGUAUGCAGCUCAAUUAGAAGAUUAUCGAAAGGCUAUUGAGAUAUACGAAGAGGUAGCGGCUGCUAGCCUGGAAAAUACUUUAUUAAAAUAUAGCUGCAAGGAGUACUUCUUCAAAGCCUCCUUAUGUCAUAUGUGCCAAGAUUUUCUGGAUGCUAAGCAUGCGGCUGAAAAAUAUUGUGGAAUGUAUCCAGCGUUUCAAGACUCUAGAGAAUGCAAAUUAAUUGAGAAACUUAUUUGUGCUGGUGAAGAAGAAAAUGUUGAUGAAUUUACUGAUCACAUCAAAGAUUAUGAUAAAAUAUCACGCCUUGACCAAUGGACCACGACAUUACUAUUACGGAUCAAAAAGCGAUUAGGCGAAGAACCUGAGUUAAAUUAA
Trichoplax adhaerens is the source of this 888-nucleotide messenger RNA. RefSeq lists its product as uncharacterized. Gene Ontology annotation, biological process: SNARE complex disassembly; intracellular protein transport. Gene Ontology annotation, cellular component: vacuolar membrane; SNARE complex. The transcript has 11 exons. Lineage: Eukaryota; Metazoa; Placozoa; Uniplacotomia; Trichoplacea; Trichoplacidae. The record is from RefSeq and is a predicted model, not a curated record. The coding region runs from base 1 to 888 and encodes 295 amino acids. Gene Ontology annotation, molecular function: syntaxin binding; soluble NSF attachment protein activity.